Rotaria sp. Silwood2 is the source of this 1656-nucleotide messenger RNA. The record is from the annotation of a GenBank genome assembly. Lineage: Eukaryota; Metazoa; Rotifera; Eurotatoria; Philodinida; Philodinidae.
AUGGAUUUUGUUUUAAUAUUAGUUCGUACAUUAUGGCUUCGAAAUUCUCAAAAUUUUAAAAUAAUUUUAAUGUCAUCAACAAUUGAAAUAGAUAAAUUAACUCAUUAUUUUCGUCAAGUUAUUAAUGGACAAAUUCUUCCAGCUUAUCAAUUUCAAAUAGUUGAUCGACUUUUUGAUGCUCAAGAUAUGUAUUUAGAACAUAUACAAAAUUAUGGUCUUUUACCAGAUUUAAAAUUAAGUGAAGCACGUUUAUCUCGUGAAGCAGUUGAUCUUGCUAUUAAAUUAAUAAAAAGUUUUGAUGAUGAAGAUAGUAUGGCAGGAUGGGAUCAUACGAAAAAUUUACCUAUUAAACGUACAACUGUACUUGUUUUUCUUCCUGGUUUACUUGAAAUGCAAACAGUUCAUGAAGCUCUUCGAUUUCCACGUGGAAAACCAGAUUCAGCUAAAUUUAAUUUAGAUGAUUAUGAUGAAUGUUUAAAAUUUAAUUAUGAUAUUAUUUCAUUACAUUCAGAUUUAGCUAUGGAUGAUCAAAUGAAUACUUUUACACCAGCAAAAAGUACUUUUAGAAAGAUAAUUUUGGCAACAAAUAUAGCUGAAAGUUCAAUUACAAUUCCUAAUGUUCGAUACGUUGUCGAUUUUUGUUUGAAUAAAGAAAUGGUUUGUGAUCCAGAAACAAAUUAUUCAUGUUUACAACUUGUAUGGGCAUCAAAAGCGAAUUGUGAUCAACGACGAGGUCGAGCUGGUCGUGUUGCACAUGGAAAAUGUUAUCGUCUUGUUAAAUUACAUUUAUAUAAUUCUCUUCCAGCUUAUCAAAAACCUGCACUUGUAAAAGAAUCACUUGAUCGUGUUGUUCUUCAAGAAAAAAAAUUAAAUAUUGGAGAACCAAAAUCUAUAUUAGCUCUUGCAUUAGAACCACCAAAUAUCAAUGAUAUUGAAGUGACAAUACUUAAGUUAAAAGAAGUUGGUGCAUUAACAAUUCAUAUGGGUCAAGAUGAAAUUCGUCCAUUUGAUGGAGAUUUAACAUUUCUUGGAAAAAUAAUGGCAGCAUUAUCCAUUGAUAUUGAAUUAUCACGUUUAAUUGCAUUAGGACAUGCAUUUGGUUUAGUUUAUGAAGCUGUUAUUAUAGCUGCAUGUUUAUCAACAAAAAGUAUUUUUAAAAUUUAUUAUAAAGAUCAUUUAGCUGCUUAUAAAAGUAAAUUUAAUUUUGCUGUUGGAACAUUUUGUGAUUGUCAAGCAUUUUUAAAUGUUUAUAAAACAUGGCUUUAUCAUGAAAGUAAUCAACAAUUUCGAACAACUGAUGCUGAACGUCGUUGGGCACAUUUACAUAAUGCUGAUAUAAAACGUUUACGUGAAGUACAUUUACUUAUUGAUGAAUUACAAAAUCGUUUACGUCAAUUACAUAUAUUUGUACCACAUGAUAUUAUCAUUGCUGGUGCUUUUUAUCCGAAUUAUUAUAUUCGAGAACCGAUUGAAUCUGAAGCAGUUGAUCGAGAAUUGUCAUCAAAAGAUCCAUUUAGAAUAAUUAUGCUUCGAAAUGUUCCAUUAAAUGAAGGAAUUUUAUAUCGAAGUCAAAUUGAAAAACAACUUAAAUCAUUAGUUGAUAUUGAAGAUAUGAAAAUAACAUUUGAAAAUACAAAAUAUAAAUAUAAAAAUUAA